Vicia faba (fava bean) is the source of this 522-nucleotide messenger RNA. NCBI's taxonomy places the organism in Eukaryota, Viridiplantae, Streptophyta, Magnoliopsida, Fabales, Fabaceae. The record is from the annotation of a GenBank genome assembly.
AUGAAAGCUGUUAUCGAGCGCUAUAACAAACAGAAAGAAGAACAACAUCAGCUAAUGGAUCCUGCUUUAGAAGUCAAGUUUUGGCAGACAGAAGCAGCUGGACUGAGACAACAACUGCAGUACUUGCAAGAAAGCCAUAGGCAAUUGAUGGGUGAAGGACUUUCUGGGUUGGGUAUUAAAGAACUACAAAAUCUGGAAAAUCAACUGGAGAUUAGUCUGAAGGGUGUUCGAAUGAAAAAGGAUCACAUUUUGACUGAUGAGAUUAAAGAACUACACCAAAAGGGAACUCUUGUCCAUCAAGAAAAUAUGGAACUCCAUAAAAAGAUGGACUUCAUCCAGAAAGAAAAUGCCGAGCUACAAAAGAAGGUAAAUGAACAAAAUGUGGCAUCCAAUCUUUCAUGCACUAUCAGAAAUGAGUAUGAUUUACAUGCGCCUAUCAGUCUCCAGCUAAGCCAGCCGCAGUCUCAAUACAGUGAACCAGCAACCAAAAACAUGAAAUUAGGAUUACAGCUGCAUUCCUAA